This is a messenger RNA of Trichoplusia ni (cabbage looper), 1737 nucleotides long. RefSeq names its product carbonyl reductase [NADPH] 3-like. Bases 288 to 1136 code for a protein of 282 amino acids. The record is from RefSeq and is a predicted model, not a curated record. The transcript is spliced from 3 exons. NCBI's taxonomy places the organism in Eukaryota, Metazoa, Arthropoda, Insecta, Lepidoptera, Noctuidae. Gene Ontology annotation, molecular function: carbonyl reductase (NADPH) activity.
ACAACAUAGUAUACUCACAUACUUAGAUUAUUCCAUAGAUAGAUUGUUAUAAUGAGCUACAGAUGUCAGUUUGAAGCGAAUCGUCACUGAAAUACUUUCGGCGCCAUUUAACUUUUGAACGUUUUCUCCGUAUUUUUUGGGUUGUUACGCGAAACCUAGCCAAAAAUACUGCGUUAGUGACCCGAUUUUAUCUGCUGUGGUCAAUGUUUUACUAGUUUUUUGGCCAUCAUCAGUAAAAUAACGCUUUUGGCUCACUUUGCGAUUCGGUAGAUCAAGAUAAAACAACGAUGUCGGAAAGUAAAGUAGCGAUCGUAACAGGAGCGAAUAAAGGACUUGGCUACGCAAUAACCCAAAAACUAUGCGAGAAAUAUAAGGGGAAAGUGUACUUGACAUCCCGAGACGAAGUAAAAGGAAGAAACGCAUGUGAACAACUUAUGAAAUUAGGACUAAAUCCGACGUUCUACCAACUUGACAUCACCAAUAACGAAAGUGUGAAAAAGUUUGUAACGCAUAUCCAUGACAAUAAUGAAGAAGUCGAAAUAUUAAUCAAUAAUGCAGGAGUUCUAUUUUUGAAAGACGCGCCAGAAUCAAAACUCGUCCAAGCUCAGCAAACUAUAUCUGUGAACUUUACUUCAUUAGUUUUUCUAACGGAAGCCAUCUUGCCUUUCAUGAAAAGUGGCGGGAAAAUCGUGAAUAUAUCGAGUUCAUCUGGACAUUUGUCUAGGAUACCAUCUGAGGAUUUGAGAAAGAAAUUCAGUAGUAAGAAACUGACGUUGGAUGAAUUGAAGUGUCUGGUCAGCAGUUAUGUAGAAGACGUGACGGCCGAUAGGGAAAUAAGGAAGGGGUGGGGAGCCUCGCCGUAUGUCGUGUCAAAAGUUGCUGUCAACGCUUAUACGUUUAUUUUGCACCGCAAGCUCGCAUCUCAGGGUAUAACAGUCAACUGCGUGCACCCCGGAUAUGUGCAGUCUGAUAUGACACACGGGGCUGGCAACAUAGCUCCUCUGUUGGCAGCUAAUGUUCCUGUGCAGCUUGCUCUCGCUCCCCGGGAGAUAGGGCAAUUCAUAUGGCAUAAUGGCAGCGCUGUGCCGUGGGGAGGAAAAGACCCUCGCGUGUAUAUUGAUGGAAGACAUGUAUAAGUUUAUAAACUUUUUUUAUAGCCCUACAACCAUAGACCAGCCAAAAAAAUACCUUUGUUACUCCGUCCAGCGAAAUUUAAAAGACAAAAAUUUAAGGUCACUCAUUAUUCUCAGAGUUAACCCAUCAAUACAGCCGAAAUAAAUAAACGCUACUUAGUAUUAGUUUAACGCAUGAACUAUUUCCUCGAUUUUGACAGUCAAAUACUGACGUAGCGGUUGUUUAUCACGGCUUCGGAUUUAACAAGACUGAAAUCCUGUGAUAUCAAAUGUAAUGUUAAAAUAUGUUCUUGACCAGUGGGAUUUGAAAACUGCUGAAAUUAAUAAAUACGAUGACAAACAUAGAUCAUCUUUAGUUCUUGUACUUUUACUGUUUGUCAUUCAGUGUUUAUUAUUUUCCGAUGCGUUUAGCAUGAUCAUUUUGUUGACGUUUUCUUGAGGAUGUAAUAAAAGUGUUAGAACCUGUGUCAAGAAUGUAUUUUUGCUUACAUGAAUAAAUAUACUUGUGCAGGUGCAUUUUAGCGACCACCAUCCUGUUUCAGUCAAAUUGUUUUUAUAAGAAACAUGCUUGUUGGGCCAAUAAAGUUGAGUGUGCUAUACUUUA